AUGCUUUGUGAGAGCAAAAGGGUCAAAGAUCCAAUGAAAGGAGGUCGUUCUGGCCUGGGCUUCAAGGUGGUUUUCCAUAUUACUGGUAAGUACGUGUACACUGAGAAUAACGGCUAGUUAUUUCUUCGUCUCAACCGGAAAACUAGCUACCAAGAAAUGUUCAUCAACUUCAAUUUAUACACCAAUACAUUCUAAAAUAGAAAAGUGAGAAGCUAUAUUUUAGGAAUAAUACAAGAAUAUGUUCGGCCUAAAAUCGGCAGAAAAUAAGAAUAUUCAGCCUGGCCUGGAAAAACAACAUUUUCAAAAAAUAGUGUUCGAAUUUUUUCAACACACUACAAGUAUAGCACAUGCAAUGCAAAUGACAACAGCGUUUAGUAGCGGAGAUCUCGCGCGCGCGAAGCGCGCGCGCAGCGGAGCACCAUGGGUAAGAAAAUUUGGUAAAUUAUCCAUCCGAGAAAAUUUGGUUAUGACGUAGCGUACGCCCACCCGUACAAACACUUCAUGCAAGCCGAUGUCAAAUGUCACAAUAGAUCUUACACAACUUGACUAGCCUUUUAGUUAUGUAAGCCAUCCGUAUGAGUACGAUUAGAUUGACAGCUGUCAAAAUCAGACAUCCGCUGACAAUCAUCACACGACCAUCUCGCGGGCUCAGAUGAAAGACAAGUCGUUUUGCUCCUACAUGUAAGCUGAUAUAAUAUGUCACACUUACCAAUUCAACAUAAAAACGAAACUACGCCGGGCAAGGCUGUCAGUUGGCUGACAGUCGUUUAAAUUUAUAUUGGCAAGCCAAAUUAAGGUCAAUUGGCAGCUGUCAAAAUGGGACAUGUGCAGACCACUAUCAGAAAACUAAUAACGUGGGCUCAGGUGCGCUCAGGUACACGAUCUGGCAUUUUUCACUACAUGCCGGACGGAUAUGUCUUACUCACACUCGUAGUCUGUUAAUUCGAAUAUUCGCCAUUCUAAUGAAGGUUAAUUGAAGCUGUCAAACUAGAGUAUACGCUAACCAUCAUCAUCUGAGUGUAUCGCGGGCUCAUUUUUCUAGCCAUUGAGGUCACCUUGUGUUUAAAUUUUUGCGCUGAUAUUUUAUUUGAUCACGGGCUCAAUACGAAGCCCCAUAGCUUAGAAAAUCUAUCCAUCCUAGAAAAUUCGGCAAUCACGUGACCGUACACCGACCACCCGACCUUCCGUCCGUCUGCACCACAGGCAUACCAAUGUUUAAUCUCACACUUUCUAGCUAGUUUGGGAGCCUGCAACCUGAUAUUGUAUAUCCAUGUUUUGAUUAACUGACAGCUGUCAAAUUAGUGUUUCUGCUGACCAGUAUCGCCUGACCCUAUCGCGGGCUCAGGUAUCGACCCACUGAGUUCGAGUGUUUUUUUGAAAGUAUCAGCUGACAAGUUGAAACUUUUCAAUUAUCGCAGGCUCAAGUUCAGUUUUUUUUAAAAUGCAUAUUACUUUUCUCACUGUCACGCGUUGAUCACGCUCUACGUCCAAUUUUUAUGUUCUGAUUGGUUAAAAUUUGACAGGUGAGUUCAUGCGGAAAAUUUAUGCAGCGCCUGGAAACUUGCUUACUGAUAGCUGGAGCUGACAGAGUUUUGUGUCAUUUCGUGAUGUUUUAAACUGUCUUUUUCUACUUGGUGUACAAAAUGAAAUACAGCUGCCAUCAAGAUUGUUCUGUAAUUCACGGCUGGUUUGUUUAUUGCGCUUUUUGUUGACAAAUGCACCGCCUGUCAAAGUCAUUGGAAGUCCCAUUUCGGAUGGCAUCGUUUUCAAAAAUGAGCUUACUCACUUGCCCUUGCUUGAGGCGUAAGAGGGUUGAAAAGUCUCAAGCGAUUCUGGAACACUUGAUGACGUUCAGAAGCAGCAUCUCGACUGGUAAGCCAGAGCAAUUAUUGUCUUUGAUGUGUUUUUUUUUUCGGUUUCCUGAAGUCGAGCGUAGGGUUUAUGCGGCUUAAGUUUAUACACGAGCAAUGAUCUAACCUACAAUAGUAUCAGGUUUAAAAAGCCUUCAGACAUUUUUUGACCGCAAAUUCAAAGAAAAGGUUCCAAAGAUUAUUUAGUUAUGAUUUUGGCUGUAAACAGAAAGCUCUGAGCGAUUUUCUUGCCUCGAGUUCAUUUUGAAAAAGAGCAAACACCGGGAAGCCGGCUAAAAACAUAAAUAAGCUUAUGCUUAUCUGACUCAUGAUUUUCAAAGACACUUUACUCUCAAUACUUCUCUUCGUGAAUGAAAAUUAUUGUCUCUGUACGUGUUUCACCGGACUAUAUUUAUUUUAUUGAUUGUUAGUGAUCCCUCUCGCAAUUUUUAUCGCUGCCCCUUUUGUUUCCAGUCGAACAUAAACAUCGCAUGCAGGAAUACUCAAAACGCCGCGCGUAAAUAUCACUCGCUUUAAAGAUUACACAUAACAAAACCAUACACAAUUUAAUAAAUAAAGGGAGAUAAAACCUAAACAUAACAAUUUAUCUAUCAUGUUGAAGCGUAAAUGGUAACUCUGUUAAUCGCACUGCAAAUUUGGUGCCUGUCAAAAGUGAGAACCCGUCCGGCUGGCCGAAAGUGAUUUUGGGAAUUUUUUUACCGUUUUCAUUAAAAGCCCAUAAUUAUUACCCUACAUAUCACAUAGGACCAGAUUUUUCUAACUGAAAAGUCCCGGCAUUAUAGAGUUCUCUUCACGAAAACGUUUUAUAAUUCAAUGCUAUAAUUUGUUGUGCAAAGAAAGCGCGUGCUUUGAUCGUCGUGGAUAUUGAAUGCGUGCAAAUUCUCUUGCAAAAUUGUGAAAAACUGCAGAAUUAUAGGUUUAAAUAGGGCAAAAAGAACAAAUUCUGUCCGAGGUCUUUAUGAUAAAAAAGGGCCUCAAAGUACUGUUUACCUGAGACGUGAUGAGGAAAAAUAUGUUUAAAAGGCUGGUUUACAAGCCACCAGAUUCGUCGCCAAGAUUUACUAGUAAACUAAACUUGUCGAACACAAAAAAUCCGGCCUUAUUUUUUAUUUUGGCCUCUCUUUUAGACAGAGGAAUGCAACGUGUAAAUUGGCUGCCACCAAGGACUAUCGUGGCGCGUGUGUUUCUUAAAAUCAUACUUCGGGGUUGUCCAAUUAUCCAUAGUCUCUGUAACGGAGCAAUGUUGGAGAGACUGGUGAAUGCCACAUUAUAUGAUGCAACAGCUGAUGCAAAUACAAUACACGAAUAGGUCUACUUGUUUUCCAGGCCUAAUCUACUGUGAUCGAACAUGAUUGCUAUUUUUUUGCUAUUUUAUAACUCGAUGUAAAAUUUGUUUCACUCUUGGACUGUCAAAUUAUUUUUCUCUAAAAUCACUUAGCCUUUGCCUCAAAGGUCAAAUGAAUGUGCCCUGAUCUGUGGAUUACAAGUUUAUUGUUUGAUUUAAAUUAUGAAUUUAUUAACGGGAGCUUCGCUUUUAGCCCUGGCUAAAUCUAUAUAUUANUCUGUCCGAGGUCUUUAUGAUAAAAAAGGGCCUCAAAGUACUGUUUACCUGAGACGUGAUGAGGAAAAAUAUGUUUAAAAGGCUGGUUUACAAGCCACCAGAUUCGUCGCCAAGAUUUACUAGUAAACUAAACUUGUCGAACACAAAAAAUCCGGCCUUAUUUUUUAUUUUGGCCUCUCUUUUAGACAGAGGAAUGCAACGUGUAAAUUGGCUGCCACCAAGGACUAUCGUGGCGCGUGUGUUUCUUAAAAUCAUACUUCGGGGUUGUCCAAUUAUCCAUAGUCUCUGUAACGGAGCAAUGUUGGAGAGACUGGUGAAUGCCACAUUAUAUGAUGCAACAGCUGAUGCAAAUACAAUACACGAAUAGGUCUACUUGUUUUCCAGGCCUAAUCUACUGUGAUCGAACAUGAUUGCUAUUUUUUUGCUAUUUUAUAACUCGAUGUAAAAUUUGUUUCACUCUUGGACUGUCAAAUUAUUUUUCUCUAAAAUCACUUAGCCUUUGCCUCAAAGGUCAAAUGAAUGUGCCCUGAUCUGUGGAUUACAAGUUUAUUGUUUGAUUUAAAUUAUGAAUUUAUUAACGGGAGCUUCGCUUUUAGCCCUGGCUAAAUCUAUAUAUUAUUAAAAUAGGUUCACUUUGUCAACGUUAUGCUUGCAUAACAUUUAAGUAACAAUACUUUUUCUCUAUUUGAUUUUCCGAUCACAUUCUUACUAAACCACAGAUUUACCAAGCAUCAUGAGCACCUCGCAGGUCGGUGUAAUUGAUGCACACAAGAAAUGCUUUGGAGAAAGACGUACAGGAUACAGCUGGGACAUAAGAGAUGACCGUGAUAUCAUGAACGCCAUACCAGACCAGUUUGCUCCUUACAGGGGGGUAUUUGACUACCCAGAGGACAUUUUCACCAGAGGUUCUUACAAGGGUACUCUUUUCCGCUUUCCACUACGAACUGAGCCCUCCAAGUUAUCAAAAACUUUGUAUUCUGCCGAAAAGGUUAACGAUUUGUUCAAUGGCUUCAUGGCUGAUGCCCACUUGGUUCUACUGUUCAUGCAACAUCUUGAAAGUAUUGAACUGUACGCUCGUGAAGAGUUAGAAAGCAAACCCAGAAGAACGUUUCAAGUCAGAAUAUGUGAAGAAAGCCUUAAGUUGGUACGAGAAAAGAGAAAGGAGUUUCAAGAAACAGUCCUUAGCGGUCCGCUUUUAUUCCACUCAGUCCAUGUCACUUAUCCAAUUACGAUUGAGGCAGUACAAUAUCGUCAAGGGGUAGAAGCAGGCAAAUGCAGUCAUUCCUUCCUUGUAACAAACUACGUUUGUGGUGGAACGUUAUCGUCUGAAUUUCAAGCACUUGUUGUAGAUCCAAGUCUCAGCUACUUACCUUUAGCUGGCGUUGCUAUGACAUUGCCCUCAAGCCCCCAGGAUCCCGUCCCAGAAAUUCAAGGUCACGUGUUUUGUGUCUUGCCGUUACCUGUGCCAAAGUCCAGUCUGACAGGCUUGCCGGUUCAUGUGAAUGGAUUCUUUGCCCUGACUCAGAAUAGAGGUCAUAUCAAGUUUCCAACCGCAGAACAGGAAGGUCACCCUUUAACUGACAAAUCCUUAAAAUGGAAUAAGUGUCUUUUAGAGGAGGCCAUACCCCAAGCCUAUGCCAUGAUGAUUUUAGAAGCCAUCAACAACAAGAGCUUCAAAGUGCAAGCAGCGACUGUUUACCAGUAAGUGACAACUGUAAGAAACUGCAAAGCUAGGAAGUAUAAUCUGCGGACAUAAUUCCCCGUGAUUACUUCCCUUCUCCGGACCAAGCAGCCUCUUCUGCUUGUAACAUAUAAAUGAUAAAUAAAAGCACCCUUUUUAAAAGGCAAACAUGAUGAAACGUUAGCAUAUCAUCCAUAAAAUUGUAUUCAACAUAAGUUGGAAAAGCAAUAGCUCCCCGACCUUUAAGGAGUACUAAAAAAGUCUAGGUAUCUUAACGAUUGCCCAAGAAGUUUGGCAAAAUAUUACCUGUGAAGGCACCCAUAUAAGAGACGCUAGGAUGUGAUUAUAUGGACACCAGCCUUAAGGAGACAAAUCGAAGCGAUAUUUCAUUAUGCUGCCUCCAAAGAAAUUGAAUUGGCCUUUGUCAUUGCUCCUAUUACCUAAACGACUUUCAUUUAUCAUUCAUUUAAACUAUGAUGAUUCAUUUGCUUUGUUACAGAGCGUGGCCAGAGUUCACACGAGUCAACCAGAAAUGGGAGAGCAUUGUUCAAUCAUUGUUUUAUAUCCUGUCAGAUAAGGAAAUUAUCUACAGCAAAGUCAAUCUUGGGAAAUGGCUUCUUGUUAAAAAUGCAAUUUUCAACCAGGUACCUGAAAGACGUCUUAAAGAGCUUCUUGAAAGUGUCUUGCUUGAAGCGAAUGUUCCAGUUGUCUCUGUUCCCUGCCACGUGAUGGAUGCCAUCAGGUCUUUUACUGAUGCUAAGAAUAUCACAGCUAGUGUCACGAGAAAAGAAUUGAAGAAAUCUGCAACUUGUUAUAAAAACCUUAUGAGGCAUGAAAAGAUGCAGCUUCUUCAGUUCUGUUUACAAGAUCACCAAUAUGAAGACCUUUGCGGCCUGGAGCUUUUGCCUCUGUCCAAUGGCACAUUUAGCACCUUUUCAGCGCUUGCUCACGAAAUCUACAUCAGCUCCCUUGAGCAUUCUCAAGAUCUUCUACCUGGCCUAGAGCACCGCUUUUUGGAACAAAAGUUGGAUUCGGACAUCCUUCAAAAGCUGAAUUACGCAGCCAGACAAGGUAAGGCUGCUUGGAGACGCCUCUUUGUUGGCGGCACCCAAGUAUAACCUUUCCAUUUAAUGAGGGAAAAUUUUUCAGGAUUUAUCAUUAGUGCAAAAUUUCAUGCCCUCGUCAUCAGUCCCACCUGCCGAAAUUCUUGGGACUAAUUUUCUGGUUUUGAAUAGGAUUUAAAAAUACUGAGGCCCGUUUCAAACGUCGUGGUACUGCCGUGCCGAACUCAUUGAUCGAAUUAAGCGCGACGUUUGAAACCAAGUCGUGCUGCUGCCGUGUAGCACGGCAAGCCUUGCCAUGCUACACGGCAGUAGCUCGACUUGGUUUCAAACGUCGUGUAGCCUGAGUAUCAGGCCUCCCUAAGGGGCUAGGGGAGAGGAGAUUUUAGAUGGGGGAGGGGGAAGGGGAGAAGAGAAAGGAAGGCCUGACACAAAACCAUUCAGCAAAUCGUUUGACACAUCCAAGAUCUGGAUGUGGCAGUGAUUGGAUAACACACAAUACCCCCUGACGUCACCGACCGCAAGAGCGAUCGGCAAGGAGAAGCCGUUGAAAUUUUUCAUAGAUAUUUUGAUUUCAUGUUACCGGUAUGUGAUAUUUUCAUGGACAGAGAAGCAGAGAGGAAUUCAAAAGGCUCUAGAGGGCGCUCUCAAGUUCUUUCCUGAAAUAGAAAUAAAACCCGAGCAAGAAUUGUGUUUUCAAGGCCUCGUAGUUUAAAGGAAAGAUGUACUCGGAGUAUGGAAAAGCCUCAUAUACCAGCUUCUGCCGAAACUAUGUCCGAGUAUUGGUUUCACAAGACAGGGACAAAGAAGACGAUAUCAGUGUUUCAGAUAUCUAAGUUCUGAUUUACAACAUCCUGCCGUUAAAAGGGUAUUGUUACUGUAAAUGAAAAUAGAGCGAGGUAACCAUGUAUUGAGAUGGCCGACAGCACCAAUGCUUUUAAAAAGCUUGACUUUGCUUGUGGCGGUUACGAUAACGUACGUGAUUGGAAUUCGUUCGCUUCCUCUUCUAAAAUCUUCUCACUUUUGAAAUGUCUUAAGCUCAAGCGGGCGCCAUCAUAUUUCGCCAACGGGAUUGACCUUUGCCAUAGGCUCUCACCUCUUUUUGAACUAGUAACACCUUUCACGAGCUCUCUGUGAAGUCGUGGAAUUUGCUGCUGCUUGAUAAUUUCUAGGCAUAGGUGUUUCACCAUCGCACCUUCCUAUUUAUUCUUUCUAUUUAUUCCACCUGAGAAUACGAGGGAUAACAUCAGCUUUUUAGCUGCCAGACAAGCGCCUGAUGUAACUCUGUAAACAAAAGCAAUUUACAAUUUUUUUCCGGGCACGCGUUUAUUUACAAACAGAGCGUUGGCGAUCUUACACCAGCACAAUUCCUAAAACAUGUUAUAAUUCCUUAAAAACGGCAGGUUUUACAUUACAAGUAUUCGAAAACUCCUCAUUGGAGAUUUCAGAAAAAAGCGAAACCGUAGCAACACAAGCACCAGAGCUCGGCCAGACCGUAAAGUGAGAUUUAUUUUAGGCGAGCUUUUUGACACGUGAAGCUGACAACCUAAUGACCGGAAGUGAUUUUCAUUGGAUGGUAUCGAAUCAUGCUGUGUGGGGGUGAAAGGCUCUAGUAAAAGCAUCUGUGUCAGGCGUUUCUCUCCCUCAGCUCUGUCCCUCUUUCGCUUCCAUCUUUCCCCCUUUCCCCAGAAACGCCUGAUACUCAGGCUAAACGUCGUGCUACCGCCGUACCGAACUCAAUUCAUAAAUUUUAAAUACAUUAGAAUACCUUUAAAAGUUUGCCAAACCGUUUCUUUAUUUUUGUGUUUUGUUUCGGUAACAGCCGUUCUAUUCGACUGAAUUUAAUUCGACGUCUGAAACCAAGUCGUGCUAGUGUCGUGCUGCAGUCAAGCAGUAGCACGACGUUUGAAACAGGCCUUAGUUAUCCGUUUGCGACUCCUUUUUAUCCCGUUAAGCAAUGUAGAAAUUUGACAAUUUACGUUUGGAAAUGAUUAGUCUCCUUGAUAACCGUACUAGGCAAGCUUAUAGUCCAGAUGAUUAAUCCAAUGUCUUUCAAGCUAUCAGCACCAAUUUGGUUGUUUUUGUUUUUUUGUUAAUAUCCUUCCUUCAAAUAAUUCAGAAGCUAUGUUUUUUUAAUGACUAUCUUGCUUGAAAAGGAGUAGCGGAAAACAGUAGACAAUUUUAACAGUGACAGGAGCCCCCUCUUUACGCUAAUGAUUUACUUUCAUAGAAUGCACCCAGCUACGACUUCUCUCCGAGAACGAAGUGGUAGUUCUUCUUAAAGAAUCCCUCCCUUCCGACUGGAGUCAAGGAAAAACUGUUUUGUGGUACCCAGAAGACAAAAAGCACAACCAUCCCCCAAGAGACUGGAUCGAGCUCAUUUGGAGAUACGUUCGCGACCAUUUCCCUACUAGGGAGAGGCUGCAUCGACUUCAGAACUUUUCCUUAAUUCCAGUCAGCAUGGAACAGACAGCUGUUACUUUGAAGCCCCUUGUUCAGCCUUCCACAGUCGUGAUUAAAAGCCUGGGUGGGGACAUCAUUAAUGAUGCUCUGAUACAUGUCUUGACAAAGAUGGGUGGGGUUGUCUUGACUGAUUGUCCGGACUUUAUACUUGAUCACCCCUGUGUCUUAGAUACCUUUGUGCAUCGUCCUAAUGUCCAAGGCAUUUUCAAGACAAUAGUGAAGUUAGCGUCCAUGUUCACCAUUAAAAAGUUGUCCGAAGUCGUGAGAGGGCUUUCUCCCGGAGAAAAGAGAAGUUUGAGAUCAUUCCUUGCUAAUGUCAAACCAGUGCAACUAGGAAAAAAAGAAAGUGAUCUCAUGUGCUCUCUUCCGAUUUUUGAGACCUUCUCCAAGACGUUUGUGUCCAAAAAAGAAGGUCUGUCAGCAGCGCUUAUCGAAUCUCUUCCCAUUCAACCACGACGAGAACUCAUUGACAUUUCUGAAGAAGAAUCUAGGAGUUUAGCUCUUCUUCUUAAAGUCCGAAUUCUUAAGCCCACAGAAGUGCUUUGCGAAAUAGUACUGCCUGACAUCCAAAGCGACAUGUAUGAUGGAGGGCAGAUUGAUAAGUUAAUGCCCUAUGUGCUCACGAAUUUUGCACACGUCAUUCGUUCUGAUGCUCACUUCAAGCGGAAUAUACAAGCGUUGCCAUUUUUACCAAAGGCAAAUCAGAGCAAGCGAGUGAAGGGGUCGGAUGUCUUUGAUCCCAGGGAUGAGAACCUUAGGAAAUUUUUUGCCAACGAAAAUGUUUUUCCCGUCGGCCAGUUGUACAACGACUCCAUCGUCCUAAGUGUUUUGGAAGAAGUUGGAAUGAAAAGCGAAUCCGACAUCACUGCGAAAGACCUUCUUCGAAGCGCUAAAAUCGUUAGCGUGCUUUCAGACCCUUCGAAAGCGAGAGAGAAGUCUCAUGCAAUUUUGCAACAUCUUGAACGUCAUCCGCAAAAACUUAAGAGCACAAUUGAUGGGCAAGAGUUGGGCUCGCUACUGAUGAAAAUCCAGUGGGUGCCAAACUUGAUCACGAAAACAUCAAACUUCCCACCUUCACUCCCUUGGUUUGAAACAGGCGAAGAAGAAGGGAGACACUUUUUCAAGCCGCCUGAACUGAAGAGCCAGCAGGUUAUCAAUCUCAUCGGAUCUGUAAAACCUGUCGUCGCCUUUGAGCCGUCGAUUGAAAUCGCUGGUCAUUUUGGCUGGCUUAAGAAACCAGAAGUCUUCGACGUUGCUAAGCAUUUGCAGAAUGUAGUUAGGCGUUACACGGGUGAUGAGAAGGCAUACUACAUGGUUUUGGUAAAUGACAUCUAUGUGUUUUUGAGCUGUGCAGACUAUGCUGAGGUCACAGAGGUGCUAAGCAACUCGCAUUUCGCCUGGGUUUGGAAUGGAGAUGGCUUUUCCUCACCAGGCCAAGUGCUUUUCAGUAAGCCAGCAAUUGACUUAACACCCUUCAUUCGCCUCCUCCCUUCGGAGAUGAUGAAACACUCCCAGUUGUUCACCCUUUUUGGCAUGAGGACAAACAGCGAUCCAUCUCUUUUAGUGCAAGUACUUGGCUUGAUUAAAGAAAAGUAUGACGGUCAAAAUUCUCCAGUUAUGAACGCCUCGGAAGUACGACACGAUCUCCAGUUAUCAGUUGAUAUUUUGAACGAACUGGCAAGUGAUGAACUAUCACCACAGUUCCAAAGAGAGAUCCUUCUACCUGUCCGUGUCGAUGGCAACUUGUACGUCCGGCUUGAACCAGUCAAGCACUGCAUGUACACUGAACAAAAGGAAUGGUUGCAGAGUGAAAGCGAAGACGGAGAGCAAAAAUACUAUCAUGUGCAUCAUAAUGUGCCUAACAACACUGCUGUACGUCUGGGUGUUCCAUCGUUAACACAUCGAAUGUUAGACCCAGAUGAGCUUUCCAUUGGAGAAGAGUUUGGACAGGAGGAGAAGCUUACCACUCGAUUAAACCGACUUUUAGAAGACUACAAAGAUGGCCUUGCUGUGCUAAAAGAGCUGGUACAAAACGCAGAUGAUGCUGGUGCCACUGAGGUUAAGUUCCUGUACGAUGAAAGAACCAACGAGGAUGCCAUGACCUGUCUCAUUGACGAUGGAAUGAAAAAAUGUCAAGGUGCUGCCCUCUGGGUGUACAACGAUGCAACUUUUAAGAAUGAGGACUUUAUUAACAUCACAAAACUUAAUGAAGCAACCAAAAUGUAUGACACCGAGAAGAUUGGUAGAUUCGGACUUGGCUUCAAUGCAGUGUACAACCUCACAGAUGUGCCGAUGUUUGUAAGUAAGAACUAUUUUGUCAUACUUGAUCCUAACACAUCUCACCUGGGAACUGCGAUCAAUAACAGAAAGCCAGGUAUGAAGAUUGAUCUCAACAAAGAUGUCAGAAAUUUGAAGACGUUUAGAAAUCAGUUCAAACCAUUCAAUGGCGUGUUUGGCUGUGAUUUAAGUCUUGACAGAGACGACUACUCGUACAAUGGUACGCUGUUUAGAUUUCCAUUGAGGACAAGAGAACAAGCAGCAGUCAGUGAGAUCAGAAACAAGUGUUACGACGACCACGAAAUGAGGAAACUGUUAGAAAUGUUUAUCGAGAAAGCAAACACGGUUCUUCUUUUUACGCAAAACGUAUUCCGUGUUGGAAUGUACUUUUUACCAAACUCUUCAGGGCAAAAUCUACAACCGUUGCUAAUGUUUCAGGUCAACAAAUCACUCGCACAAGGAGGAAUACUGAGAGAAUUGUCUUUCCCUAUCGCACUACCAAACACUUCGAACAAACUGACUGCAGAACAGAGGAAGUUGAUGGUACAGUCUAAUUUCCUUCAAGCAUCAUCCAAGUUUAAAAAACUUCCCCAGAGUAAAACAGCCAAGCAAAGUGAAUUCCCUGAAUCAUCCAUUAUCAUUGAUGUGGAAUGCUUUUUAACCCAGUUUGGAGCCAGUUUUUUUCAAAAAGAGAAGCCCCCUGGAAGAAAACGAGAAAGCUGGUUGAUCGUGUCCUCAAUGGGGUGUGGAGAGUCAAUGGAGUUUUCUGAAAGCGAUCCUAGUCUUCUUCCGUCCGGAGGCGUAGCUGCUCAGUUAUUUAGUUUGGACUGCAAGACCUUUCUGCCCACACCAGCAAAGAGUGGAAUGGUUUUUUGCUAUCUUCCACUCCCGAUUCACAGUGGCCUGCCAGUUUGCAUAAAUGGUGCAUUUGCAGUAGAUUCUAAUAGGCGUCGUUUGCAGGGCAAACUUGAAGACGACAAAAUAUGCUAUGGCGAGGAAUGGAAUAAUGUUCUAAUGACUGAUUCCAUAUCUACUGCUUAUCUGUGCCUCCUUGAAGACCUUAAGGAAAUUGUCCCCAAAGACGGACGUUAUGUUUUCCAUUCACUGUGGCCAAGGGCUUUUGACGUAAGCGAGCAGUGCUGGUCUAUUACAGAGUCUUUCUACAAGCAAAUUGCUAAUGGAGCUCAUGCUCUGUUUUCCAAUGGAGAAAAAUGGGUUGGCAUUACUCAGGUGGUUUUUCUUCAUCCAGACCUUCGCAUGGAUCCUGAAAUUGGAGAAAUUUCGUUUUCUGUGUUUUGUGACUUCCCUAAAGGAAAUGAUGUGGUGAUUGAUUUGCCAGCCGAAGUAUUCCAGUCUUUUGAACGUUGUGAUCUGUUAAAUGUGCUAAGAAGUAAAACAUACGACAAGUUUCGAUUUUUCCGUGAAGUUUUCUUUCCAAACAUUUCAAGUGUUACUUCAGACCAGCGGGAUGUUCUUGUGCUACAUGCACUACAUCAAGACAGCAAAACGUUGGACGCCUUGAUAAUAAAAAACUCCUGCGUUCCAGUGUCGCCUGAUGGAAAGAUUCUCAAGCGGCCGAGUCAGUUAGUGAAUCCCAAAAAAGAAGCUUCCUCCUUGUUUUUCCCAGACGAUGGUAGGUUUCCCUUUGGCGACAAGAGUACAUUUCGCAACCCACAAGUGCUUGCCAAACUGGAGGUACUUGGAAUGAACUCAUACGAUCUUCCUUGGGAGGAUAUUGCAGAAAGAGCAGAGAGUGUCCAACGAGUUAAUUCAGUGGACAGUAAGGCGGCAGUUAAGCGUGCUAAGUUUUUGAUAGAAUUCGUACAAAAGAAGUUGAAGCUGACAGAUAAAGGCUCCUCGGAAGGCGUCAUUUCUCGUAUUGUCAAAGCUGAGUUUCUCCCAGUACUAGAGAGACCGAAAUCGUUUCCCCUUCGCUGGAAAAGCGAAGAAUAUCGAACAUCUCGAAGGCUUCUGGCAGCCCCAAGGGACAUUUUUCUUCCUUCCAACAAAUACUUGGUGUGUUGUACGGAGUUAGUUGUCGAUCUAGAAAUCCCCAAGAAGGUGACAGAGUUGCUAAGAUUACGUGAAAAAAGAGUUACUACAGAGCACGUUAUGAGACAACUAACUGAAGCCAUUUCCGCCAGCAUGGGUAAAAUGGAUCGUAAGAGUUUAGACGAAGUGAGACGCGUUUGCACAGAGGCUUAUUCUUUUCUACAAGAUAAUAUGGCCAACUGUACGCCCUCCGUUAAGGAAUUCCUGUCUACGAAACCGUUCAUUUUAAUUGAAAGGCGCUUUCUCUCUGCAGAUGAGGUCGCCUUUGAGGUGAAGACCGACUGUUCCCCUUACCUUAAUAAACUUCCAGAAACUUUAUCCGAUUCUUACGCCAAACUCCUGAGAUUCAGCGGUGUUAGAAAGCAAUUUAAAGCGAAGGACUACAUUUCAGGUCUUCAAAAAAUAAAGCAAAAGUUUGCAGAGACACAACUGGAUGAGCACACCUUGCAAGUGGCAGUCAAUAUGGCUAUCGAACUUGGGGAGACUGUGAAACAUGGUAAUGAGGAAUGGUAUGCCGGGAAGGAAAGCUCGAAUUAUAUUUAUCUUCCUGAUUCUGGAAGGAGAAUGUUUGCAGUGGCUGAUCUUUGCUACAAGGAUUGUCCGUGGAUGCCUGAUGAUCCAGAGGAACAGCUCAUUCAUGAAAAAAUUCCCUGGUCGACCUGUAAACAACUGGGGGCUAAAACACGCCGAGAAGGGGCCUUGCAACAACACGAUAUUGGGUUUCCUUUUGGGCAAAAGGAAGAGCUCACAAAUCGAUUGAAACGGAUUUUGACAGGCUACUCAGGCGAGAAAGAAAUUUUAAAAGAGCUUCUUCAAAAUGCAGAUGAUGCACAAGCAACCGAAAUUUGCUUUAUCAAAGAUCCUAGACACCAUCCUGAUGAAAGAGUGUUCCAAGAGAGUUGGAAGCCUCUGCAAGGUCCUGCACUUUGUGUAUAUAACAACAGACCGUUUACCAAUGCGGAUAUUGAAGGAAUUUGUAACCUCGGAAAGGGCAGCAAAGGAGAAGAUCCCAACAAGACUGGUCAGUAUGGAGUUGGGUUUAAUGCUGUGUACCACUUGACUGAUGUGCCGUCAUUCAGGUCGAAGGGUGAAGAAAUUGGAGAUGUUUUCUGCGUGUUUGACCCCCACUGCAAGUACGUUCCGUGUGCGAGUGAUGCAAAACCUGGAAGAAUGUACAAAGACAUCGAUAAGUUGAAGAAAAAGUUUCCAGAUGUUUUUCCCUGUUAUCUUGAGGAAUUGUUUCCCAUAAAGAAUGCAACCAUGUUUCGAUUUCCGCUUAAGUCUCAGGAAAUGGCUGAAGAAUCCAAAAUAUCAAAGAAACCUGUUUCCGUACAUCAACUUGAUGGAAUGAUGAAAGAUCUGAAGAUGGAGUUGUUUGAAGUUCUUCUGUUCGUUAACAAUGUGAGGAAGAUUAGCAUUGCAGAGAUAGACAGAAGUGCAAAAUUGGCAGGUAUCUACUCCGUUGAAGUUGUUAUGACUCAAGAAGAUGAGAGUAAAAGGCAGCGUUUCGCUGAUUACAUGAAGGAAGUUGGAAAGCAAGCCAAACACAAAGAUUUCCUCCCUACAAGUAUACAGCCGAAAAAGUGCAUUUAUACCAUGACACUUCGUGACAGCGUUGGUGAGGAGGAGACUUGGUUGAUUGUACAACAGGUCGGCUUUGAUAAGCCUGUACCAAAGAGUAUCAAUGACGCCUUCAGAGACGAAAACCUUGGGAUGCUACCUCGGGGUGGUGUGGCUUGCCUCUUAAACAGCAGCAGGUCAGCUGGGCAACGAAACGGUAAAGAAGGCAAAGCGUACUGCUUUCUUCCACUACCCUUUAAAACCAAUUUGCCCGUUUAUAUCAACGGUCACUUUGCUUUGGACCAUGAGGCCAGAAGAAAUUUGUGGCGGGAUGAAGCUGGUGGUUAUCGGAGUGACUGGAAUAACGCUUUGCUGCGUGAUGUUAUUACCUCCUGCUACCUCACUCUCCUGGACAAAGUACGCGGAUACAUUCAGCUGCCAGUUGGGCAGGAUGCUGCAGAUCAGUAUUCCACCUUUAGCAAGAGUGAGAUCACGAAAAAGCUAACUUCCUAUGAAGGGCUUUUCCCCAGGUAUCCCUUUGAAGAUUCACACUGGAGGACGUUAGCUGAUUCCGUGUACCAAGAAAUGAGCAAGAAGGAGUUGCGCCUAAUUCCAGUAGUGAGAUCUUUGAAGCAUAUUUCAGAUGCUCGUGCUAAAAAUUUGAAAUCAGUAGUAACAUGGUUUCCACCGCAAGGCAUAGGCAAGAACCAAGUAUUCUUCAACAAUCUCGAAAUCGAAGGCUGCUUUGCUGUACCCUCUCUAAAGCCAAAUGUUGAAGAGGAGGAAAGAAGAAAGAAAGAGGCAGCCCAGAUAAGGCGAAAACAGCAAUUCGAAGAAACGAUGCUACGAACUGGGUUUAAUUUAGUCGCACUAUCAAUCAACGUCUUCCGUUCGUUCAAAGAGGCGGAAGUAGAGGUUUACUGUCUAUGUCCUCUUGUUAUUAUGGGCUUCUUUAAGUCGUUUAAUGAUGUUAAUCCGCUUUGCAGUAUUGGCGAGAUUCCGUUUCCCAUUGACAAGACUCCAUUCAAAGACAAAGAGGCAGUAAUUGGCAUUCUAAAGUACUGCAAGGCUGAUGAAUGUUUUCUGGAGAAUCUCCCGGGUCUUCCAUUGCUACUCACACAAGAUAACUACUUACGCGUAUUUAGCGAGAAAGAACCUCGGUGUUUGAGUCAUUAUUACGAUAUUUUACCACGAUCUCCGUCGUUGUUUGUGCACAACAGAGUCCACUGCGAAGUUUUCAACAAUGUUGAUCUUAAAAAGACCCCUGUAUUCCGACCUCUGGAUGUGCAAAUACUCUCGUCAAAUUUGCACCUUGCGCUUCCCGGAUGCUUCUGUAGCGAGGAUCACUAUAUGAGGUGGUCUCCUGAAGAUCCAAAGUCUCCUUUGCCGAAUCGUCGCUGGAUUUACAGAGUCUGGAACUUUUUGGAGAGAUUUACCAGCGAAACAUUGAAAGAGUCAGAUGUAGCAGACGAAAACAAAAUUUCGUUCAUUCGUGACCUGCUCAAGCCGUUGUCUAAGUGGAACAUUCUUCCAGCGACAGAGAAAAGCCUGUUUGUAGAUCAUUAUUUAGUGCCUCUGAAAAUGGUGGAGUCGGUUCUUGAUUUUGGUGAUUGUGGUCAGUCAAGCAAGAAGUUGGUCGAGGCUUUGAGAUGUUUGACAUUACCUGAGCUUAACUCGGUUGUGAUGGCAUCCAGUAGCGUUGAUGCGUCAUCCUACACUAAUACGGAUUCAUACAAGUUCGCUUGUAAUAUUGUGGCGACAUUGAAGACACCUCAUUCGCUUUUAAAGGCUCUGAAUCAGAAACUGAAGACGAAUCCUGCCUCCCUUAGUGGUAGACUAAAGAGCGCUGAAGCUGAAAGCAUUCUUGGUUAUUUUAGCCGUAGUAUCAAGGAUUUAGUAGACGACGACAAAGAAACACUAAGGAAGCUUCCUUUCUUUCCAGUGGCGGGCGGAAGGGUUGCAGAAGUACAGGAUAGAGACGUCUUUGUCCUACCUGGUGGGAUCCCCAUGGACGAGAUGGAUGAUGUAGAAUCCAGAGUUGCCUGUUUGUUUCUAGAACCUCGUGAAAGUCUGUCAGACUUGUAUGAAUUCCUCGGAUUUCCCCAGUUAUCGCCUGCGAAUGCAUAUCUAAAGUUCAUCUUGAAAUGUUUUCGGCAUCUUACUUUACAAGGAAAAUUGGUCCAUCUUCGAUAUCUUCGGGGUUUGGUUUUCUCAGCAAGUGUGCCAGGGAAAGAAAACGAAGAAAUUGAAAAGCAGCAACUUCUAGACCAUCUGAAAGCAAUUCCAUUUAUCCCGGCCGUGGAUGGGUCCUCGAAGACAGCGUCCAGUUUCUACGACCCCCGGAAUGACGUUUUCCGUACUAUGUUAUUAGUGGAAAGUUUUCCACCGAAAAUUUUCAACACUCACGAAUGGCUGCACCUUUUGGAGAAGAUAGGCCUAAUUACAGAUGUUUCACAAGAGGAUUUUGUGAGGUUCGCUCUCCAAGUCGCAAAUGAAGCUGAAUCAGCACGCACUGAAGAGACCUACAAGAAGUCCGAAGUUCUAGUGCAUAAUCUUAUCUCCUGGCCUAAUGUUGUAGAAAAAGGGCUCCUAACUCGUGUUCGUAACAUUCCUUUUGUGGCGUCAGAGCCAGUAAAACAGUCCCUAGAAGCACUAUGUCCAGCAUUUGGGGAAAUGAGGAAUGGCAAAAUUCCAUUUAUUUCAUUUAGUGGUGCAGUACCAAUCGAUUAUCAAGAAAUUGUUUGGACCAAAGCGCAUUUGCUUCCAACUUGGGCGGAUCCAAGGUUUAAUUAUGGAGCCAUUGCGAGUGGUUGUCCUCAUCGAAAGACAGAUAAGUAUAUCACAAGUUUCCUGGCCCAGCUCAACGUUAUGAAGGAGCCAACAAUUCGUCUUGUCAUCAGCCACUGUCAGACGGUAAGUGGCAUAAGAGAUCUCAGAGAUAAGAGCGCUUCAACAGUCACAAGGGUCAUGGAACGCAUUUACACAUUCCUGCAGCAAAAGGCAGCCAAUGAGCCUAAUAUGAACAUCCUGCUCCAGAGCACACGUUGUAUCUUGGUGGAGCAAGGGAAACGGUUCAUCCUUCCUAAACAAGCCGUCCUCGAGCUCCACGAGCAUCUCGAGAUAAAGCCAUUCUUGUACAGAGUGCCUCUUGAAUUUGGCAAGUUUCACUCUUUUUGUAAGCUGCUGGGCUGCUCCAAAACUGUAAACUCUGGACACUACGCUAUGGUGUUAGAGCUUUUGCAGAAAAGGUGCCAAGAAGCAAAGCUACAUCCAAACGAAAUCCAGAUGUGUUGUAAGGCGGUUAGAGGACUAUUUAACUGUUUGCAAGACGAUGAUGAAAGCGUGAAAACCCUCUCUAAAUUGUACCUACCAGCAGUGUCUCCAGAAUGUUGCUCUCCGCGCAAACCAAUAGAAGCUAACCCUGUUACUUUGCGUCAAUCAGAAGAGCUUAUAUUUGAUGACGCUCCCACCUUUGGCAGUCGGAUUCACGGCAUUGACCAGCUGUUCGUGCCAGACCUUAGCCUGAUGGAAGUAAACUUAAAAUCAGCUAUGGCGAGCUUUAAAGAUCUCAUGAUGAAGUUGCCUGCUUCUUUACAACCACAAAUGUUAUCGUCGGUGGUGAAAGAGAAGCUCAUCUCCCCAGAAAGCCUAGAAGUAGUGUCAAUUGAGGCAGUGAAUGAAUUGAAACGGCAGCUCACUUCUGUGCAGUUUGGACAUGGAUUUGUGAGGAUCAUUAGAGACGUCAACUAUCAGAAGAAAGGCUUCGAUGAAGGGGUUAUAGCAGGUGUUGAAAGGGGACUCCGAAGCAUUGAGCUCCUAUCCGUAAAAGGCCUUGAAACGUCACUUUAUCACAAUGACAUCCUGAUUCCUGAGAGUGAGCAAUCAGUGGCGUAUUUCAAAGAGAGGUUGGAGCUACCUGGCAAGGAAACGUGGAGAGUUUACAUCAAUGCGCUAACUGGAAUAGAUGAAACCAUUUGGGCACAGGUAACUAACAUUAUCGUGGAAAUGUACGGCGAAUUCCUUGGUAAGAAUUCCUAUGUCAUUACUAGUAUGUUACGUUGUCCUCCCUCGAGCAUCUGGUCACUCUUGGACAAGAUGGGUAUAAGAAAAGAUGACAGUUACGGCGCAGCACAAAUGAAAAUCUACCCACAACCCGGUACCUAUAUUCCAGUUGAAGAUCAGCAUCUCUUGAAUGACGCUUUUGAAGAAUUUGAACCAGGGGAAUACGUUGGUUAUCAGCUGCAUGACCCAAGUCUACAGCAGGAGGAAGGCACUGCAAUCUACAUCUACGCUAUAGUUAUUGAGGAGGUAUCAAACACAGAUGCUGGGAUGUUGUUGAAAUCAUACAGAAUCGACAUUGGACAUGAGAAGGAGGCGGUUGUGGUCAGUGCUGCUCGCUUGCAUAAAUUUCACCGAUUAGAGGAGAUAUUUGACGAGCAAGAAGAAUUACACGAAGAUAUAGAAGAAGUGUGCAAAGAGAUCUCUGCCACUCUCGAGCUCGCAUGGGAACUACCAAAGGAUGAAAGAGAUCAAAUUGUUAAGCGUCUGUUUUUGCGGUGGUUUCCAAAGGAGAAUGCUCGUAAUUUGGAGUUGUUCGCAGCAGCUUUUCAGCACUUAAAGAGUGAGAUUUCCAGACUCGGUAAUUGUAACGAUUCCUUGUUUGCCCCAUGGGUAGCGCGUGCAAGAGAACGAGCUUUGCAGCGAAAAACCUACCGAGAAUGCUACCGCAAACACUACGGUUCGUGGAAGUCCUCAUCGGGCCAUAGGUCUGGGUACAGUUUUCCUCCAAGUUUCUGUCCUAGAAACUCUCAGCCCGGAGAGGCCAGGCGCUGGUUCAGGCAAGCCGAAGCUGACCUUGAGGCUGGCACCAGGGAAUUCUCCUUCGGCAGAGAUUCAUAUGAAUGGGUUUGCUUUAAAUGCCACCAGGUAAUCCUGCAUUUUGUCGUGAUAUAUUUCCAUUGUAUAUUGUCCCAGCCAUACUUCUUUAAGUAGGUUUAGAGAUGCUUUACCAGCCAACAAACGCACCAGCUUUUACUGAAGAAGUUACGAGAAUCGUCUGUACGAAUCACAGCCUACAAUCAACAAGUGCGUUUUUCUGCCGGUAAAUUACCAACAAGAAUUCCGUAUUUAACCCUUUUAAUAUUUAAACGGAUGACGCUGCACGGCAACAGCGACAAAUUGUAAAUAAAUAGCAUGGAAAACAGCAGUAAAAGUUGAAAACACUUUUUAUGCCAAAAUAGUGACGUACACAAUGGAAACAACCUUUUGAAGGAAAUCUACUACGAUUAUUGGUUAAGGUAAAGUUGAGGCUACUAUUAAAAGUUCAAAGGAAGGUCGCUGAGGGGAAAGAAGUCAUUUCUGCUUAAACAGCAUACGUUAUAGCCUAGGACAUUAGCACACUCCGAUCUAAUCAGCCAAUUGACAUCCAGAAUUAUUCCCAGAGCACGGAAAUGUCAAUAUUAAAGGUGCAUAAAUGACGUAGGUGUGCAAUCCCAGGGUUUCUUAAGGACAUUUUAAUUUCCUCCAAUACGAUUAGGGUGCUAUUUGAUGCUCUUAGCGUAGAGUUACAUAAAUGUCCAUUGUAGCCCUAACACACACGGAUGAAAGAACCAUUUUCUUAAAAUGGAGUAUGCAAAGAAUUAUUUUAAUAGGCUGAUUUAGCAACAGAACGGCAAAGUCAGUUAAAGACGGGGCGCGUAAAAUAAACAACUGGCUUGACCAAUGGCAGAGCGGCAAAUUGGGCACCCCAAGUCGUGUUUAGUACUUUCCGCACCUUUGCUCGUCUUCAACUGAUGUUCCCGUCCUGUUGCUAACUUAGCCUAAUGUGGCAUAUCAACGCGAAGAUUCGAUCUUUUCUGGGAUCAUCAGAUAGCCCCCAACUAAAAUAUUUAGAAUACGCAUUAAUAGCGUCUUUCAAUUUGAUCUUGUCCAUUUAAUCACGUGCCGUUGUUUAUGUUUUCUCAGGCAGCGGAAAAGGCCCUUAAAGCCCUGCAAUAUAAACUGGACGCAAACCAGAAGUGGAAUGACCACAAUUUGUAUCAAAAUUGCUCUGACUUUGAUGACCAUGAAUUAACCCAGUUAGCCGGUCAACUGGAAGGUGUUGUAGUUAAUUCACCGCACAUGCGAUAUCCUGACACCAUGUCUUACCCCAAGAUACCAAAUGAGGUGUAUACAGCACAAAAAGCAGAAAAGGCCUUGGACUUAGCAAGAGACAUUCUGGAGAUAGUGAGAGGAAAAUUGAGUUAG
Porites evermanni is the source of this 20772-nucleotide messenger RNA. The record is from the annotation of a GenBank genome assembly. NCBI's taxonomy places the organism in Eukaryota, Metazoa, Cnidaria, Anthozoa, Scleractinia, Poritidae.